CCGGUCACUUGGACGCUGGUGCGCGUUUGUGCUACACGCCGAUUAGACACAACUAAUUUAUAUGUGUAUUCGAUACGUGCUUUGUGUAACAUUCGGAGUUAAAGGUGUGUAAAUUUAUUUUAUGAUCUUUAUUAUUUAAUAUGUAAUUUAAUGAAGCGAAUAUUCUAUAAAUGGGAUUUUUGCGUCUCCAUUGCAAAUAUUGAAGUGCAUGUGGACUAAAGCGAGAUGGCAACACAGCAGCGCGGUUUGCGCACACGGCUCAGAGAGGAGCUCUAUACGUACUGCGUCUUUUGUAUCGCGCUCUCUGCAUUGCCCGCUCUAGCCUUAUCUUACGUUGUGGUCCGAAUUAGCAAUCACUUCUGGUUGAAACUACUGUCAAGCAAACAUCCCAGCUUAGAGUUCAUCAGAACGAAUACAGUUCGAACACUCCUUGAUACGCAUAGAAACCAGGGCAUAAUAAAUGUACUAUUAUGUAUAAAAGGUACCCUCAAUGUCGAUGAAAUAAAACAUCAAAUCACUCAGCAUGUCAUUGACCGUCGAGAUGAGCAGGGAGAUCUGAUGUUUCCUCGACUCCGGCACUUAUUGGUAUCCAGUUGGGGAAACUAUGCGUGGGAUGCUAAUGCGCCUUUUAGGCUAGAAAAUCAUUUUAUUGUAUCGAAUGGUGUUUAUCGUGGACGCCCCGUGUCUGAUAACAAUAUUCAAGAAUAUGUCAGCGACGUAAUAUCAAAGUAUUUUCCAAACGAACAGCCACCUUGGCAAUAUAUCAUCAUUCCCUGUGUGUCCGCUGAACCAAAGUAUUAUAUUUUAGCUCGAGUUCAUCAUUUAUUACUGACUGGAAAAAAGUCUCUUAACAUUGGCGAUUUCUUAUUAGUAGAACAGUUGCCUGCAAAUCGAGUAAUCGAACAGAGAGAAUAUCACCAGCGCAGUCCACUUGCAAAAUUAUUUCCAGCGCCAUCCGCUAUACCGGAACUUUGGGAGAAAGUUAAUGAAAGCUUAUCAAACAUUUGGAACGAAUUCAUAUGUGAAUACGAUCCCACUGAGAGUCCUGAAACAUUGAAGACUUUGCCUGGUGUUUUUCAUGUAGCAGGAAUGGUAAUGAUGUCAGCGACUAACGCCUUGAGAGAAUUAACCAAAAAAAGGUUCAUCGAAAGAGAUCAUAAUCCGACAACAGUGACCGCUCUUUUGUCAGCUGUUUACCGGGAAUGUAGGAAAAGAGAUUUAACCGUUCCAAAGAUAUUGAUAUCACCCCUUGUUACGAUUGAUCCACGUAAAUGGCCAAGAAGAAUUUUCGGAGCCACUUAUUCUGCAACCCAAAUGAUGUUGAAACUCCCUACAAUUAUUCGGGAUGAGGUUGUUGCAAUAAACGAUCUAAGGACGACAGGGCGAUUGAAGAAAACUAACACAUUUACAUGGAGAUACGGUGAUAUAGGCCAACUAUGCAUGAAAGCUACAGGCGAAGCAAUGAGAGCCAUGUCCGAGUUAUACAAGGCUCCAGCUUACUUCUGGACUGAUACUGUUCGUUCAGAUGAUGGGAAACGACAUAUGUUGCAAACUGUUUCGUUGUGUGGAAGAAAGGUAACUUCGUGGUCUCGGCCGGUAUCUCGCGCAGGCAUGGAGCGUGCGGCGCGGGCGUUGGGCGUGUCCUCCACGGACAUCGCGCUGUUCGCCGCCACAGAAGCGUUACGUUCGUUCUUCGAACAGACACAGACCGAUAUUCCAGACUCUGUGUUUAUAACUGCACGAGCUGCGUCUGAAGACUUUCUUUAUACCUUUGCUGAAGGCAAUGGCAAGAAUUAUAAAAAGUCACAGACUGGAGGAAUGAUCUGCCUGUCGCUGCCGGUAGGCGCUACCCCCCGCCGCAUAGCUGCGGUGGUGCAGGAGGCGUGUGAGCGACAGGGUACGCUGGCAGCGGCGUGGGCCGCGCAGGCUCGCUGCGGCGCCCUCACCAGGUCCGUGCCUUCGCCCCUAGCGAGGCUCACCAUGAACGUCCUGUCCCGGAAAUACGCGGUCUCCUAUGCGGAGAUCAACACCCCAGCGGACACAAGGCAGAGAACGACGUUGUGGGGACAGACGGUGGAUUUCGUCGUGUACUGGCGACCACCGCAAGCAAAUAUAAGCAUGUCACUGACGGUGAUGCAAUACGCGGACACCGUUCGGCUCACGGUGAUGACAGACGCGCGUCUUUCGCCGUCGCAUGCAAUCCCCGCGCAACGUUGGCCUGUCGUCGUAGAAAAACUCGUCAGCAAAAUAGAUCAGGAAAUCGCUAGGAUAACCGCUCAAGCCCAGUUACCUCUCGAACACAUACCACCCAAAAAACCCAGCAAGGAAGAUCUGGAACCUAGCCAAGAAGAAAUACCUGGCCCGAGUACAAGCCGACCUACAGAAAUAGAAAAUAGACCGGGAACUAGUAGCACUCUCAUUCCUCCUCGCCCGGUAUCUGUUAGUCCCCCACCGAUUCGCAAGAACGCCACAGAGGAAUGAAAUUUUUGGUGAAGAACAGCCAAGAUUAUACUGAAUUUCUAAUUAUAAAAGGCGCCAGAAACGAGCCUUUAAAAAGCUAAUGGCAUUUCGAAAUGAGGAUUUGCCAACCAAUUUCAUAUACGCUUAUAAUGAGACUUAUUAUUUAGGUGGUUUAAUGUCUCCACAUGUGAUAAAUAUUAAUAUUAGUCUUUAUAUGUAAUUAUUAAUAAAAGGUGUUUAUAUGUGA
Messenger RNA from Vanessa atalanta (red admiral), 2707 nucleotides. RefSeq lists its product as uncharacterized. The transcript is spliced from 9 exons. The coding region runs from base 226 to 2481 and encodes 751 amino acids. Gene Ontology annotation, molecular function: diacylglycerol O-acyltransferase activity; long-chain-alcohol O-fatty-acyltransferase activity. The record is from RefSeq and is a predicted model, not a curated record. Gene Ontology annotation, biological process: triglyceride biosynthetic process. NCBI's taxonomy places the organism in Eukaryota, Metazoa, Arthropoda, Insecta, Lepidoptera, Nymphalidae. Gene Ontology annotation, cellular component: plasma membrane.